Cantharellus anzutake is the source of this 1335-nucleotide messenger RNA. RefSeq lists its product as uncharacterized. The record is from RefSeq and is a predicted model, not a curated record. Lineage: Eukaryota; Fungi; Basidiomycota; Agaricomycetes; Cantharellales; Hydnaceae. Gene Ontology annotation, biological process: cellular response to pH. Bases 1 to 1335 code for a protein of 444 amino acids. The transcript is spliced from 5 exons. Gene Ontology annotation, cellular component: plasma membrane.
AUGCUCGUCUUCGAACUUCCGACUACCGGCUCCGUGUCCUUUCAGGACAUCAUCAUCGACCCAAGUAGUGCGUACGGCGCACGUUUAGAUGGAGCAUCAAGUGCACGCGCUAGUGUCAGAGCGAUCCUCAAGGAAAGCAAACGAUCCGGAGAUCGGGACUUCCUCAAAGUGCUGAAGGUUCUGGAUGAUUAUCUCCCCCAUCUUUAUGCUGUCAUUGCUUGCAUAGAGUCUGGUGAUCUUGUCCUUCGCAACCCGGCUCCCGCCUUCAGCUGGAGGUCAACGCUUUCGUCAAACGUAUUCAACAAUUCCCCUCGACACAACUUUUAUGGGUUUCAAUCGGAACUCGCCUUCGUCCUGCUCACGUACGCAUUUUCCCUGAGUAACACUGCCGCGAAUGAAGUGAAGUCACUUGGGGCCUACGAACGGGAGCGACAUUCGCCAGCAGAUGAGCUUGAGGCCAAGGGAAAGCGCCUGAACUUGGCGGUUUCCCUUCUGACCAGGAGUAGUGGGGUCUUCAGUCACAUAGCCGACACAGUACUAGUGGCACUUAGCAAGGAAUCAGAUAGAGGAAAAUCGAACCCUAGUGUGGCAGAUCUUAAUAAGUCCGUUAUUCAGGCGCUGUCGAAGCUUGUCCUGGCCGACGCUCAAAUGCUUGCCGUGCGGAAGCUGCUGUCAAAGUCUGCGGCGGAUGCGGCGUUUUCUCCCGGCCCUCCCCUUCCUAGUUCUCACCCUAAGCCCAGUCUGCUCGCCAAGCUGCUCGUGGAGGUCUCUUCGUGGUAUCAAUCAGCCACUGGUAUGCUGAACCCCGGUUCUGGCAGCAAGUUGUCCGGCAGGGUAGGAAAUGGGGAAGCAGAAGUCUCUGCGGACCUCCGGAUGUAUGUCAAGAAUGAAAGUUCGUUCGCGAAAGCAUUAGUCCAUAAAUGGUCAGGAGUGGAUCGAGGAGAAAGCGGAAAGCCAGGAGAAGCCAUCGCAUACUUAUCUUGGGCAAUUGAAGAGCUUGACGAGGCAAAGGAUCACUCCCGGAAGAUACCAACCAUAGCUCCGCAAGAUAAAGACAGAGCUAAUCGUAAGGAGAGAAUUGCGGACGAGUUGGCCAUCGUCGCGCUUUUUCUUGAUACAUACAAGCAGGAGAACAAUACCAUUCAUUUUCAAAAAGUACCCUCAAGAGCAGAACUGAGCCAGUUUAUGUCUGGAUCAGCGGUAGUAGAACCAAAACCUUUCACUCCUACACCUUUAGCCCCCCAGACAGCUGGGCUUCCUGGAGACCGCGAGGAUGAAAAAGGAAAGGGGAUUGCGACGAACGCUAAUUAUGAGGGUGCCGGCGCAUAUUUCUAG